This is a messenger RNA of Rhodotorula graminis WP1, 3009 nucleotides long. RefSeq lists its product as uncharacterized. Gene Ontology annotation, molecular function: protein binding. The coding region runs from base 1 to 2949 and encodes 982 amino acids. The record is from RefSeq and is a predicted model, not a curated record. NCBI's taxonomy places the organism in Eukaryota, Fungi, Basidiomycota, Microbotryomycetes, Sporidiobolales, Sporidiobolaceae. The transcript has 2 exons.
AUGUCGCCCUCUCCCCGAGUGGAGCUGUCCCCGGUCGAGAGCGCCCUGCUCCACCUCGCUUCCGCCCCCGAGCGAGCGUCGCCUGUCGUCCAGGCAGCGUGCAGUGCCGUGCCCGAGCCGGCCUUGACGUCGCCCCUCGCCCACGCCGUCUUCCACCUCGAGCGCAACCAGGUCAGCGGCCGGCUCGAGGCGGGAGUGCGCCUGUCGAGCGACAACAUCGGCGACGACGACCAGGCCAAGCAGGAGGACCUCCUCGCACUCGCCGUAUCGGCCCUGCACGCCUACGCCCAGGUCAACUGGACCGGCCCGUCCCUCCCCCUCGCGCCUCUCGCCCUCUUCGACCCCGACCAGGUCAAGCAGCUCGAGCCGCCCGCGACCGAGCAGGAGCUCAACGACCUCGCCAUCGACCAGCUCGCACUCGGCGGCGAGCCCGUCUACCACCUGUCGAAGCAGACGCCGUUCCUCUACCUCGCCCUCCAGCUCCUCGGCCUCCCGUACGGCCCGCAAUGGGCAACCCGCCUCCCGUCGCUCGCGACGUGGCGCCUGCGCGCCGGCAUCAUGUGGCUCAAGAUCCUCGACGAGCCCGUUCCCCUGCCCGCCUACAUCGCCUCGUCCGCCUCGGCCCUGCGCCUCGCCCUCCCGCACGGCGCCGACCGCGCGACGACGACCCUGUCGCUGUCGCUCCUCGCGACGCUCCUCUCGCGCGCGAGCCCGCACAGCCGCGCCCAGAAGGAGGCGAGCGACCUCGCGCAGCAGGCCGCCGACGAGGUCAAGCUCGAGUGGGAGUUGACGGGCCGCAUGGGCAAGCGCACCAAGUGGCAGGUCGACGAGAAGACGCAGCUCGUCGUCCUCGCCCGCGACGAGACGAGCGCGGCGUCGGCGGCGGCGCGAGCGAGCGAGGCCAGGGCCAACGAGGCGGCGAGCGACGGCGAGGCGGGCAAGGCGGUCGUGCCCGAGGUGCUCAACCUCAACGACGACACGCUCCUCGAGAAGACGGCGUUCACCGCGUCCUCGACGGGCGAGGGCCAGGCGGCACCAGCAGCGCCGGCCGCAGCAGGCGACGACGCCGACCCGGCGGCGCUCGGUAGCCUCGACCCGUCCGAGCAGCCGUCGAUCUCGCCGUUCUCGCAGGCCGUCCUCCUGUCGCUGUCGCUCGCGACCCUGCCCGCGCCGACCGCCCUCAUGCACCUGUCGGCCGACGUCCUGUCGUCGUCCCAGAUCAGCGCGUUCGUCGCUCGCGUCCUCGACGACCCGCAGAACUGGUCGGUGCACAGCAUGGCGCUCCUCCUGCGGUGCCGAGGCGAGGCGGGCCGGUCCCGCACCGUCGAGCGCGGCGUCCUCCAGAUGCAAGCCCUCGUCGACCAGCUCAAGGACGGCUCGCCGACCGAGAUCAGCGCCAUCUCGUCCGCCGUCAAGGACGCCGACGUCGCCGCCGCGCGAGAGCGCCUCGCCCAGUUCCACGCGCUCAACCUCCCGCCGGCGUGGGAGAUGGAGCGCGAGCUCGCCGUCCGGUACACGUCGCUCGGCGUCGUCAAGUCGGCGCUCGACAUCUUCACCCGCCUCGAGAUGUGGGACGAGGUCGCUCGGUGCUGGAUGACGCUCGAGCGGCCCGACCGCGGCGUCCAGGUCAUCCGGGACCUGCUCGAGGGCGCCAAGAGCGAGAGCGACGCCGUCAUGCACGACCGCAAGGGCGCCGGUGCGCGCACGUUCCGCGGCGGCGAGAAGCGCGAGGCCAAGCUGUGGUGCACCCUCGGCGAGCUCGAGCGCAAGCCCGAGCACUACGAGCGCGCGUGGGAGGUGAGCGGCCACACGUCGUCGCGCGCCCAGCGCAGCCUCGGCGCCGUCUACUUCACGGCGGGCGAGUACGACAAGGUCAAGGUCGCGCUGCGCCUCGCGCUCGGCAUCAACCCGCUGUUCCCGAGGACCUGGUUCCUCCUCGGGUGCGCCUCGAUGCGCCUCGAGGACUGGGCCGGCGCCCAGGACGCGUUCGGCCGGUGCGUCGGCCUCGACGGCGAGGACUCGGAGAGCUGGAGCAACCUCGCGAGCUGCCACCUGCGGCGCGGCGAGCUCGAGGGCGACACGCGCGAGGUCGCCGCCGGCGGUGCCGCCGCCGAGUGGGACGAGGAGCUCGACGAGGCGCCGACGGUCCCGGACGUCGUCGCCGCCGACCCGUCUGCGCCUGCGGCUGUCGUCGCUCCCGGCGAGGAGGACGGUGCGGCACCCGUCGUCACGCUCCCGUUCUCGCGCAAGCGGGCCGCGUUCCAGUGCCUGCGCCAGGCCAUCAAGUACUCGUACGACUCGUGGCGCCUGUGGUACAACUACAUGGUCGUCUCGAUGGACGUCGGCGAGCUGAGCGAGGCGUGCCGGGCCCUCGAGCGCAUGGUCCGCAUGCGCAUCGACAAGGACGGUGAGAACGCCGUCGACCUCGAGGUCCUCGAGAAGCUCGUCGACGCCGUCACGCGCGGUCACGACGACGACGGCACGACGGCCUCGUCGGCAAACGGUGGCGGCGAGGUGAGCGUCAACCCCAACUUUGGCAAGGGCCUGUACCGCCCCGUCGCCCACCUCGUCGAGACGACCAUCCUCCCUCGCAUCAACGACUCGCCUCGCAUCUUCCGCGCCCACGCCCGCCUCGCCCUGUGGCAGGGCGACUACGCCGCCGCGCUCGACGCCCACCUCAAGGCGUACCGCGCCGGCGUCGUCACCGACUCGACGGUCGAGCACGACCGGGCCAAGUUCGUCGACGCGGCCGAGCAGGUCGACUCGCUCGUCAGCAUGCUCGAGAACUAUGGCGACAAGGAGCGCAAGGACGGGUCGGGCCUCGUCGCGCCCGACUGGAAGUUCCAGGCGAGGAGCCUCGUCAGGACGUUCCUCGGCCGGACUCGGAGCGCUUUCGAGGACGAGCCAGAGUACGAGCGUCUCAAGGAGCUCGUCAAGGAGUUGCGCUAGACGAGGCUCUCUCGGUUGUUGUAGACAGAUAGAUCUCGCACUGCAGCUUUUUCUACGAUC